Messenger RNA from Ailuropoda melanoleuca (giant panda), 564 nucleotides. RefSeq names its product olfactory receptor 7G2-like. Gene Ontology annotation, biological process: G protein-coupled receptor signaling pathway. The annotation marks the transcript as partial. Gene Ontology annotation, cellular component: membrane. The transcript has a single exon. Gene Ontology annotation, molecular function: olfactory receptor activity; G protein-coupled receptor activity. The record is from RefSeq and is a predicted model, not a curated record. Lineage: Eukaryota; Metazoa; Chordata; Mammalia; Carnivora; Ursidae.
UCCAUCAGUCUCAUCAAGAACAUGGAGCCAAAAAACCGAACAGGUGCAGCAGAAUUCCUGCUCCUGGGUCUCUCAGAAGAUCCAGAAUGGCAGCCCCUUCUAUUUGGACUGUUCCUGACCAUGUACCUGGUCACUGUGCUUGGAAACUUGCUCAUCAUCCUGGCUAUCAGUUCUGACCCCCACCUCCACACACCCAUGUACUUCUUUCUCUCCCACCUGGCCUUCACUGACAUCUGUUUCAGCACCACCACCAUCCCCAAGAUGCUGGCGAACAUCCAGAGACAGAGUAAAUCCAUCAGUUACACAGGCUGCCUCACCCAGGUUGGCUUCGUCCUGUUUUUUGCAGGCUUGGAAAACUUCCUCCUUGCAGCAAUGGCUUGUGACCGCUAUGUGGCCAUCUGCCAUCCCCUGAGGUACACCGUCAUCAUGAACCCCCACCUCUGUGGCCUGCUGGUUCUACUCUCCCUGAGCAUCAGCAUUGCCGAUGCCCUCCUCCACAGUCUGAUGGUGCUGCGACUCUCCUUCUGCACAGACCUGGAAAUACCCCAUUUCUUCUGUGAACUU